This is a messenger RNA of Drosophila santomea, 2475 nucleotides long. Its product is annotated as serine/threonine-protein phosphatase 2A activator. The transcript is spliced from 2 exons. Bases 83 to 1360 code for a protein of 425 amino acids. The record is from RefSeq and is a predicted model, not a curated record. Gene Ontology annotation, biological process: mitotic spindle organization. Gene Ontology annotation, molecular function: protein tyrosine phosphatase activator activity; peptidyl-prolyl cis-trans isomerase activity. Gene Ontology annotation, cellular component: nucleus; cytoplasm; protein phosphatase type 2A complex. NCBI's taxonomy places the organism in Eukaryota, Metazoa, Arthropoda, Insecta, Diptera, Drosophilidae.
AGGUUUUAGUUUUGGAUGGCUAUUGAAAUAAGCACAUGACAACACACAUCGAUACAAAUAGAGACUGUAGAUACUCAGGGAGAUGGAGCAGCAGAGUGAAGUGAAUCCCAAGCGGGUGGCCGCCUUCUUUCGGAGAAGCAACUUGGGACCUGUGUGCCGGGUGCAGUCGACCUCGGACAUGGAAGCCUGGCUAGCCUCAAGUGCGUACUUCACACUGAUCACAUACUUGAACAAUGUGAGCACCGAGAUACAGGGUAUCCGGAACACGGACUGGUUUCCGAUUAGCCAGAACAUCAGGCGACUGACUGCCAUAUUCGACAAGCUGGACGCCAUGAUUGUGGCCAAUCCUCCGGCGCCUGUCGCUCCAGGUGCUAACUUGGAUCCAGGAAACAAGGGCUACAGACGCUGGGCGCACAGCAUGCUAAGGGACAUAUACCAGCUGGUGGAGAUGGCGGUGCCCAGCAGCAAGUGCAGGCACGUGAACGAGCUUGGAGUGUAUCUAUCGGGCUCCUUUGGCAGCUCAACAAAAAUCGAGUACGGAACCGGGCACGAGCUGAGCUUCCUGUUCUUCGUGUGCGCCCUUUUCAAGGCGGAGAUCCUCAAUCUGGAGGAAGACCUGGCAGCCUCGGCUCUGGUUCUCUUCGAUCGCUAUCUGCAGUUCGUGCGCCGUCUCCAGGUGACCUAUUCGGUGAACUCGUCCAACUGGCAUGGCGGAUACUCGCUGGAUAAAUUUCAGUUUGUGCCAUUCAUUCUGGGAUUCGCACAGUUGUGCUACGAGGCGCCUUUCUCACCACAGAAAAUGCUGAACGAGGACACCAUUGCCGAGUACAGGAAGUCGUAUAUGCUGAUCAAUUGCGUGGGUCACAUGGCGGCCACCAACAUCGGCACAUUUGCCCGCCACUCCAGCCAACUGUGGAGUCUGGCCGCCCUGUCCUCGUGGUCGAAGAUCCAUCGCAGUCUGAUGUUCAUGUACAUGGAGGAAAUCCUUCUGGACGUUGACAACCUGAAUGCCCUGCGGUUUGGUGAACUGAUGUCCUUUGAGGAGGAGAAAUCUGGCCUGCAUCUUGGCAACGCUCGUAUGGGAGUGAAGUCACCGCUAAGCCGCCAGCUGGCGGAGGAUCAGGACGACCAGGAUCAGGACCAAGAUGUUACAUCUAGAAGCGGCACUCCCUCCAUUUCCAGGUCGGAAAACAACGUAUUCGUUGCCAGGAAGAAACCCAGAGUGGAGGAGCCCUUUAGCGACGGCCUUUCGAAUAGUGGACUUUCCCAGGGCAGCGAAUGCUCUUCAAUUAGCGGCGUGAGUGUCCAUCUGCCCACUUGGUUGGAUGAUUGUCCGGGCAGCAGCAAGAGCGCGUUUUAAAAUUAGGGUUUUGUGAGUCGUGUAAUAACUAAAUGUCUAAAUUCAAAUGCUCUAUCAUAGUGAAUUGUGUAUUACCAUGCGUAUCGUUAUACCGAUAUGAGCAUAUAUUCCAGCUACUAUGGCGCCUUGUAAUGCGAAUAUUAUGCGUGUCAUCUUCACGAAUAUCCAGGGACGACAUCAGCUAUCUACAAUGUGCAGCUUGGCAGAAUGACAACGACGUCAAGAGACCUCAGAUGGCUUACACGGGUCCAGAGAUCAGCAGGCCACGUUACCGACUUUCAUCAAAUGCAAAACAGCAGCCAACUGGAAUGCAGUGGCGUUCUACUAUAUGUGGCACAAUCUAAGGGUGUAUCCGCCAGGAAUAUAACGCAUACGCCGCGUAAGCCACGGAAAAGCUCGUGGACAGCGGGGUGGCGACGUUGAAGUGCGAAGGCAUUUAUGCCACUGCAGAGGAGGACCGGAGGACUCUGUGGGCGAAGUGGGAGUGACACGACUCAAGUGACUCGACCAAAAGCGGAUUACCAACGCGACUUGAGUGACUUCCCGAGCAGGAGGCGGCAAAACAGCUAGAGUAGCAACAAUUGAAGCGGCAGCAACAACAGCAGCAGCAACCAACGCGCAGCAGCGACGAGUUGGGAAAAUGAAAAUGGAAAUGAAAAUGAAACAAGCGGCGUAUUGAUUUUUCCUCUCCCAGCCCCAUCGCUUAACUCAACUCCCUGGCGUUGUGACGUCAAUGGGCCACUACCACGCGCCCACAUCACAAAGGGGAUGGAAAACGGGGGGGAAUAGGAAGGCCCACUACCUGAAACUCUUGUCAGACCUCAUUCGUGUUAACCAAAAGUAUCGAAGGGGAAAGAAGCGAGCAUAGCAUCCCCGCCAUUGUUAGUGGAUUAGAAGUCCGCCAUUCACAGUAAAUACAUACAUACGUUAGAGCCUCGAUGUGUGCCAAGUGCGUUUAAAACUUGAUUUAUAGAUGGCAUUACUUACACUCACGACAGUGAAAAAUUUAAUCAUUUUUUGUAUAAAUUAAAUCAACUUUCUUUGUUUUAAAAACCUUGUUGCUAGCACAAAGUUUGGAUUCAUUUCUGAAUAAAAUUUGAAACAAUUUUAAACAA